CUCAGGGCUAGGUUUGCAGCUUAGCCCUGUAUGGAGCUUCGACUCCAUGGGGAACCAUCAUCUCCAUUGCAUACGACCGGGCCCCAAUUAACGGGACAAAUCCUCGCUGGGAACCAGGCUGUGAUAAAGCUUUGCAUACAAGGGACAUGCUCGCCCCCAGGGACGAUCGACCGUUGGAUAUGACGAAAGGUCUAUGGUUUUUGUAAGCUUUUUCGUUUUUCACCCCUCUCCCUCUCCCUCUUCCUCUCUCUUUCCUCACUUCUUUUCAUUCCUCAUAACUUCUCUUCAUUCACCAUGCUCAAAAACUCAUUCAUCUCCAUCCUCCUGGUCUGCAUCGCACUCCUGUCCCUUGUCUCUGCUCAGCUAUGUGGACCCGGUAACGGAGCCUGUAGUCCUGGCUACUGCUGCUCGGCCGCGGACUUCUGCGGUCAGACAGAGUUACACUGCGGUCAAGGAUGCCAGCCAGCCUUUGGCGUCUGUGGGAAUCCCUUCAGUCCCUCGCCCUCGCCCACCACGCAUUCCACCACCCGUUCUUCGACUUCCAGCUCCUCAGAGUCGACCUCCUCAAGAUCGUCGACCCGCAGUCCUACAACGACCUCCACAACAUUAACCACCACAACCACUUCGGAGACUACAACGACUACAACGACGACAACGACAACGACCAUAACCACACAGAGUACGUCCUCGGAAACUCCCUCGACUACCAAGGGAACAUUUCAGUUCCAGCCCACUGGUACGCCCAGUGGGGCGACUUCUUCGCAGGACAAGGGUGUCAAGUCAACAGUGGCCCUCGCCGUCGUUUUCUUUGCGGGACUGAUGAUGAUUUAGAAUUUCUCGUCGUCAAGAAUCCAUGCUCGUAUACCAACCCAGCAUGAUAAAUCUAUCAAGAGCAUACACACCACUCCAAAAACACCCUCCUCAUCCUUUAACUAGUAUCAUCAUCAUCAUAACUAUUAAUCCUAAUGUACAUUUUUUAUAUCUCAGC
Messenger RNA from Gamsiella multidivaricata, 988 nucleotides. RefSeq lists its product as uncharacterized. The record is from RefSeq and is a predicted model, not a curated record. Lineage: Eukaryota; Fungi; Mortierellomycota; Mortierellomycetes; Mortierellales; Mortierellaceae. The transcript is spliced from 2 exons. Gene Ontology annotation, molecular function: chitin binding. Bases 295 to 831 code for a protein of 178 amino acids.